UUUAAAUAGGGUUUGUUUUAUCUUAUCGGAUCUAUCAUCAAAGCAGAAGAGAAGAUGGAGUUUCCAGCUGGUCAAUAUAACCAUCAACCAAGUAAAAUGUCUUCAGAAGAUGAAGCUACCAGACCCAAAAAAAGACAAAGAAUGUCAGUUGUGUGCUUGAAUUGUAAGGCCAGAAAGAUCAAAUGUGACAAGAAGAGGCCAAGCUGUACCAAUUGUGUCAAGUGCAACGUUGGCCACCUUUGUCGGUAUGAAGCUCCUCAUUGGGUCAACAGAGUGAUCAAUACUGAAGGUCAAUCAAAGCUAGAUAAUGGAGAAAAAGAGUUGUUACCCCAGGUUCUUACUGGGCCUAAUUCUGGUGGUAAUGAAGCUGCAUUGCAAGAAGAAGUCAAGAGGCUAAGAAACCGGUUAGAAUCCAUCGAAAACUCUUUGGUUCAGUCACCAGAUUCUUCGUCCCAAAAAAGCAUCAAAAGAGAGUAUGAAGAUGAUAUCAUUGACUUUUAUGGGGCCUACAAUAGUUUGACAAUAAAGAGAUCGGGAAUGCUAGAUCACAAACCUUUGUCUUCUUCGGCCAUUACAAAGAAAGAUCAUUUUUUAUCAUUGGUCUCGGGCUAUAUGUUCCUAUGUAACUUUUUAAAAGGUGCAACUUGUAAGAAACAAAAAGUUAAAAUGGAUAAAAGAUUGGACAACUCUCUUUUAAUGUGUCUUGAGCUAUUAGGUGAAAGGCAAUCUCCUCACUUGGAGGAUAUAAUCUCAAGAUUCGGAAAAGAAAGAUUCAACUCUGAUCAGGAUAACAAAAGUGCUUUAUUUCCAUUGACAUCUCUAACAAAUAUUUCAAAACCCUUAUAUAUUGAUGAGUUACGUUCUGAUAUUGAGAAAAUGCUUCCACCGAAAUCAAUCAUUGAGUCGUAUUUGGACAGGUUUUUCAAAUACAUCUACCCUUUCUUUCCUGCCGUUGAUGAAAAGUUUUAUAGGGCUAGAAUUGAAAAGUUUAUAAUGCAAGAAGAUCAAAACAGUCCAGCAGUCAAAUUGGUGUUUG
Messenger RNA from Hansenula anomala, 1036 nucleotides. RefSeq names its product Zn(II)2Cys6 transcription factor domain-containing protein. The transcript has a single exon. Gene Ontology annotation, molecular function: RNA polymerase II cis-regulatory region sequence-specific DNA binding; DNA-binding transcription activator activity, RNA polymerase II-specific; zinc ion binding. NCBI's taxonomy places the organism in Eukaryota, Fungi, Ascomycota, Saccharomycetes, Phaffomycetales, Wickerhamomycetaceae. Gene Ontology annotation, cellular component: nucleus. The annotation marks the transcript as partial. Gene Ontology annotation, biological process: regulation of transcription by RNA polymerase II. The record is from RefSeq and is a predicted model, not a curated record.